This is a messenger RNA of Cololabis saira (Pacific saury), 2087 nucleotides long. RefSeq names its product NK2 homeobox 3 (gene nkx2.3). Gene Ontology annotation, biological process: regulation of transcription by RNA polymerase II; cell differentiation. The coding region runs from base 236 to 1285 and encodes 349 amino acids. Gene Ontology annotation, cellular component: nucleus. The transcript is spliced from 2 exons. Gene Ontology annotation, molecular function: RNA polymerase II cis-regulatory region sequence-specific DNA binding; DNA-binding transcription factor activity, RNA polymerase II-specific. Lineage: Eukaryota; Metazoa; Chordata; Actinopteri; Beloniformes; Belonidae. The record is from RefSeq and is a predicted model, not a curated record.
CGACCUCUCCCGUAUACUCAGCCAGCCCUGCAGCCACAGACGCAUAUCUACUGGAGAGGGAUGUCACAGCUGAAAGAAAGCCAGCCCUCAUCGGUCUGCAUCAAAAACAAGCAGAGCGCGACCAUUUUUUCACCUUUACGCGCGAGGUUUUGACUUUUACGCGCCAUCGGGAGAUAACGUUGGUUCAUUUUUCUGCUUGCUUAAACGCCUAUUUUGAUAUCUGUGGGUGGUGAUAAUGAUUCCCAGUCCGGUCUUAACUUCGUCUACCACGCCUUUUUCUGUGAAGGACAUCCUAAAACUGGAGUUGCAGCAACAAUCUCAGCAGCAGCAGCAGCAGCAGCAGCUCCAGCUGUUCUCCUGCCUCGGUCUCUCCGGUGCGCUGUCACCGCCCGGAGUCUUCCCAAACAAGUCGUUCAGCUCUCAUUCGCCGCCUUCCUGCAUGCUGGCAGGGAGAGACAGCCCCAGUCCCAUCAGCUCCUGCCUGUCGGAGAGCGAGGAGAGGAUGUCUUAUCUCAGUGCUCAGGACCGGCUGCAGGCGGAGUCCGCCCUGCAGACAGAGGCGUAUGACAGCGCGGCGCAGAGCCGCUCUGCGGAGAUCCGGCUGGAGGCCGAGCACGAGCUCCAGGAAAACAAGAGCUGCGGGGAGCUGCGGGGAGACUGCGAGGAUGCGGACUCGGAGAAGGCCUGCAGCAAGCAGCAGCGGACCCGCAGGAAGCCCCGCGUCCUCUUCUCGCAGGCGCAGGUGUUCGAGCUGGAGCGGCGCUUCAAGGAGCAGCGCUACCUGUCCGCCCCGGAGCGAGAGCACCUGGCCAGCUCCCUGAAGCUCACCUCCACCCAGGUCAAGAUCUGGUUCCAGAACAGGAGGUACAAGUGCAAGAGGCAGCGGCAGGACAAGACUCUGGAGAUGGCGGGUCACCAUCACCACCACCACCAUCACCACCACCACCCGCCGCCUCCCCCGCCCAGGAGGGUGGCGGUGCCGGUGCUGGUGCGGGACGGGAGGCCGUGUCUGGCCGGAGCGCAGAACUAUAAUUCCCCUUACACGGUCGCAGCUCCAAACCCGUACGGCUACAACGGCUACCCACCUUACAGCUACAACAACUCGAUGUACAGAGACACUUAUUCUUGUACUUACUCCAGUUUACCUGCUCUUCCGCCGAGCGGUUCCACUGCAAACGCUUUCGUGAACAUGAACAUGGGGAACCUGCAGCCGCAGAGCCAGGCUCCGCAGGGAUCAGCGGUCACACCCUGCCAAGGAACUCUGCAGGGCAUCCGGGCGUGGUGACUGCAUGGUAGACUGCCCACAUAAAGCCCGAAUUAUGGUCUUUGUCUUGUGGACUGCGCCACUUUGGGUCUAUUACAGAAACUUCUCGUAUAGUUCUGUACGACGUCACAAAGGUGAAGUUGUGUAGCCUAUCCUGAAUUAUGGUUCUGUGUUAAAUUGCAAAUUUAACACCAAUUGCAAAAUUGGUGUAACGCAGAACCAUAAAUCAGGACCAUAAACCAUAAAUCAAGACUUCAUGGACUCAAGCAUGCAAUGCAAUGUAAUGCAAAGGUGCGUUACUGGUCGUAACUCUACACAGGUGUAUAUGGCUCAACUUUUAUCCACUGACUGAAAUGUGUAUUUAAAACGCAUAAAAACAUAUGGGCGUUUUCUCUGAGUUGCUUGUUUAGAAAAUGACUCAAACUGAACGAAAAUUGUCUUUUGGCUGUGCGUUAUGGUUUAAAAUCGAUGUGAUGUGUUGCAGAAAAUACAAAUAAAAUUAUACUUGGAAUUUUGGGCAUAUGGGCAUGGAAGUUUUAGGUGUGAAAUCUGGCAUUUAAUUAGUUUAUUAUUGGUCUAAUCUCCCCUGUUUAAAGAGAACAAAACAUUGCAUCACUAGCGCUUAACAUAGAAGAAUGGUGCUCAUUAAAUGUAUGUUUUUUUCUUUUACUUUUUUUGAUAACACGGCUUUUAUUUAAGCAUAUGUCCUUGUUUUUAAUUUAGGUAAAUUUAAAGGCCUAUUACCUUGAUAAAACAUUGGAAAUAUAAAACAACACCCAGUGUUUGCUCCAGUGGCAAACACAGUAAAAUUAAAUAAGACAUA